GGCAAACAAACUAAUGUCGCUGUCACUUUGUCCGGGAAUUAAUCUAAAGUAAUGUUAAAAAUAAAGUAUCGAUUAAAAAAUUUGUAUGAAACGAACUCUGUAAAACUAUUUUUUAUAAACCCUUACUUGUAGUGGCAUCAGCAGCGUCUCUGCACGUACAAUUUCGCAAGUGGCAGUGAACAGUGUGUGGGUGUAACGAAACAUAUUUGCGGUCAGAUUAUAGAUAGGGGCGUUACAAUCUAUAUACAGUUGGUUGUAGUACCGUUGCUUCGCCAACCAAACAUGUCACUUUUAAAAAGCCGCUUGUUUUAUUAAUCAAAUAACAAAUAAAUGGUGUUUUUUUAUACCUUUGGACUAAGAUAGCUCUUCACAGUUGUAGAUGAUUUUGUGCCAAGAGAGCAGGAAUGGCGAGGAACUGAUAGUAUCUUUGGGAAGAAAAGUGAAUUUUGUGUGAUAGUUGAAAGCUCAGCAUUUUUUUUUGAGCAUUCAAUCAAUGCCUGGUGACGUUUGCCGUUUGAGAUAAUAGUGGGUUUCUCAAAAUCUUGUCCCUUGAACCAUGGAAGAUUCGGCAGAUUCACAAAAGUGGCAGCAGCAUUUAGCUCUGCUCAGAGAGCAGUAUGUUAAUCUUUACAAUAAUUAUACCGAGUUGCAGCAAAAGCAUGCACUAGCAAUGGCAACCAAAGAAGACCAGGGCUUUAUUGGAAGGCUCUUAUCUCAGAUAUCUCAGAUGUACGAGGGGCAACGUUACAGCGACGUGACUGUUGCUCUGCAGGACAGAAACAUUCCUGUUCACAAAUUUGUACUUGCUGCCAGAAGUGAUUCUUGGAGCUCUUUGCCAGAAAAAGCAGUUUUAGACUGGAAAAAUCUUGAUGGAAAUGUGGGCUCCAUUCUCUUGAAAUGGAUAUACUCGGAUGUCGUGAAUCAGGAAGAUUUGUCUCUCGAACUAAUGAAGGCUGCAUCUGGAUUUGGACUGAUUGAAUUAGUUGACAGGUGUGAAAGGUAUCUAAUUGGAAGUGUCAAAUUGCAAGAUUGCGUGAGGCUGUACACGGUGGCAGAGGAGCUGGGAGCAAAAAAAUUGCGUGAUCACUGUAGUUCGUUAAUAUCAUGUCACUGGGAUGACCUAAGUGGCGAGGACUUUAAAGAAAUGCCUGGACCACUGUUGUACCAACUAUUGAAGACUAAAAGUGAAUACCCGCUACAUUCCGCCGUUCGUCUGCAACGGGAAGACGUCGUAUUUUUAUAUUUGGUUGAACACAACGCAGAGCUCCCGGCAGCCGUGAACAAGCGAGACUCCCGAGGCGAGACGGCCCUGGAGGUGGCCCUGAAGAGCCGUCAACCGUCGCUGGCCCGCACGCUGGUCGAGCACCGCGCCGACCUCUGCGCCCAGGACUCCCGCGGCCACAGCCUCCUGCACUCGGCCAUCAUCAAGGCCGACUCGUACGCGGCCGAGUUCAUCGUCGAGCAGCUCGAGAACAACAACGCCGGGAGCACCAAGGGCCUGGACCGGCCCGACGAAUCGGACGGCAGGACUGCCCUCCACCUCCUAGCCGCCCACACCUCCCGGGACAUGCUCGCCGUCGCGGCCAGGCUCCUCAAAGCCGGGCUAGACCCGAACGUCCAGAGCCACGAUGGCUGGAGUCCGCUGCACUGCUGCGUGGCCGAGAGGAACGAGGCCCUGCUGGACUUGCUGCUGGCGAGCACGGAGCUCGAGGUCGAGCUGCGCACCAAGCGAGGCGACACGGCCCUGUGCAUGGCCCUCCUGGCCGAGCCGGACGGCUUCGAGGCCGGCGCCGCCAAGCUCCUGGGACGCGGCGCCUCGGCCAACCCCUUCUACCCGGGCGACGAGGCCGACACCCUGCUGCACCGGCUGGCGCGCGACUCCCGCGAGGCCGCCGCCCUCUUUCUCCUCGAGCCCUGCGACCCCCGAGAGAGCAGCAGCGGCCAGCAGGGCGCCAAGAGAAAGUGGCGCGCCCCGGCUGAGAGCCUCGAGGCGCGCAACCGCGAGGGCUGGACCGUGCUGCACGAGGCGGCGCGCUCGGGCCUGGGGUUGCUCUGUCGCCGGCUCCUGGACCGGUGUCCCAGCCUCCUGGCCAGUCGCACGCUCUCCGGCGACACGGCCCUCCACUUGGCGGUCCAGCACGGCAGGCACGAGGCCCUGCGCGCCAUACUCGACAAUGCCGGUGGUGGCAACAGCCUCGAGGAGCGCCGGGAGCUCCUAGCCGCGAAGAACCGGGCCCAGGAGAGUCCCUUGAGCUUGGCCCUGGCAGCGGUGCCGAAGGACAGGGAGAUACUGGCUGCGCUGAUUGCGGUGGGCGCCGAUCUCGAGCAGAGGAACGAGGCCGGCCACACGGCACUGCACCAGGCCAUUUUAAAGGAGGACUCGGCCAGCGCGGUCUUUCUGCUCGAGCACGGGGCCGACAUGAACGCCAGAACUACCGAAGGAGAGACGGCCCUGCAAUUGAGCGUGCACUGCCGGCUGGGCGACGUGGUCGAGGCCCUGUGCCGGCGCGGGGCCGAUACCUCGGCCGGUUGUCCGUUGUGGGACGCGCUCGAGUCCGAGCAGGAGGACGUGGCGUCGAGCCUCGUGGCGCACGGUGCCGAUCCCGACUGCUGGUCGCCCGGGCCAGACGGCUGCCGGCAGACCCUCCUCCACAGGGCCAUUGACGAGAACCGCGAGGACAUUGCCCAGUUCUUGAUCAGAAGCGGCUGCGAUCUCAAUUCACCGCGCAGAGCCGGCUCGGAUGGUGCCGGUGGCGAGGAGGCGCGCGACGAUUGCACGCCCCUCCACCUGUGCUGCCAGUGGGGACUCGAGCAGGUUGUACAAACAUUGAUAGAACACGGGGCUAAUGUCAACGCUAAGGACUCCGAAGGUAAGACGCCCCUGCACGUUGCCAUACAGAACCACCACGCUCAGAUCAUCUCGCUGUUGCUAUGCCAUCCCAACAUCAACCUGUCCCAGAGGGACAAGAAGGGACAGAGCCCGUUCGCCUCUGCGCUGGCCGUGCGAAACAACAAGGCCGCCCAGGCUAUUCUGGACAGGCUGCCCUCGGCCGCGGAACAGUUCGACAACAAGGGGAGGAACUUUUUGCACACUGCCAUACAGAAAAACGACAUGGAAAGCAUACUGUUUUUGCUUUCGAUACAGGUGGAUGUGAAUUCAAGGGUACAGGACGUGAUGCAGAUACCACCGCUGCACUUGGCAGCGGUCAGUGGCAAUGAAAUGCUGGUCCGUAGCUUGAUACUAGCCGGGGCACGAGUCAACGACACGGACGCCCACAGGAAUACGGCUCUGCACGCGGCUGCCAAGGCUGGCCACGCCACCGUUGUUUCGGCACUGCUGCAGAACGGCAUACACUUUGACGCGGUGAAUGCCGAUGGAGACAAUGUACUACACGUUGCCGUUAGAGAGGGACACGUGCCUGUGGUGCGAACUCUGCUCACCGAGUGCACGCUCGACGCCGAGGCAGUCAAUCUCAAGGGCCGCAAUCCACUCCACGAGCUUGCGAGGUACGGUCGUGAUAACGCGGCUACGAUCUGCGAGCUGUUUUUCGAGUGCAUGCCCCAGUAUCCUCUCAACAAUGCAGAUCUCGAUGGAAACACGCCUCUCUUAAUUGCUUACAUGAAGGGAAACGGCAAUUUAUGCCGAACUCUCGUCAAAUUCGGCGCAUGUCUCGGUUCCAUGAACAAAGAUGGCAUAACGAUAUUUAAUUAUCAAGUAGCGACGAAGCAGCUGCUUUAUAGACUGUUGGAGUCCUUGACUCAAGAAGCACCGUGGGCAGAUAAAGAUCUGUGCCUAGAGUGCGGUACAAAAUUUUCUCUUACCAUGCGAAAACAUCAUUGUCGCCAUUGUGGAAGGAUACUGUGCAGCAAGUGUUCAGGCCAAGAUGUUCCAAUAUUGAAAUUUGGACUGAACAAACCCGUCAGAGUAUGUGGUGUCUGUUUCGACGUUCUUCAAAUCGGCGCGGACUAAGAGGCUACAUGUCAUUCUUCUUGAUUAUUGAAUCAUUUGCUGAUAAUUAUGUUAUGUAACAUUGAAAUUGAUCAUUAUAUUGUUAAGGUUAUUAAAAAUGUAUAGAAAUGUUCCUCUACAAUUUUCAAAACAUUAA
Messenger RNA from Copidosoma floridanum, 4106 nucleotides. Its product is annotated as ankyrin repeat and FYVE domain-containing protein 1. NCBI's taxonomy places the organism in Eukaryota, Metazoa, Arthropoda, Insecta, Hymenoptera, Encyrtidae. Gene Ontology annotation, molecular function: metal ion binding; protein binding. The record is from RefSeq and is a predicted model, not a curated record.